GGAGACGGUUAUGGGCUCGAGCCUGGGCCGGAUCCCGGCUGUCUGAGGGGCGCGGAGACCUGCGGGAGGGAGACGGCCGCAGCAUGGCGGCCGGCAGCGCACCGCCCUGCCAUCCGCCUUCCUGUCGCAGCCGCCCGGACCCUGUAGUCCGCGAGUGCUUGCUGUGAGCCCGCCGCGCGUCAGCCUGCCAUCCGCCCGCCCUCCUUCCCUUGUCGCCUCUGCCAGCCCGGGGGGGCGGCCGGGCGCGCCGCAGCCACCCGCCGGGGCCCUUGGACCAUGGAGGACGUGAAACUGGAGUUCCCCUCGCUCCCGCAGUGCAAAGACGACGCCGAGGAGUGGACUUACCCUAUGAGACGAGAGAUGCAGGAAGUUUUGCCUGGAUUGUUCUUAGGCCCCUACUCUUCUGCUAUGAAAAGCAAGCUACCUAUACUGCAGAAACAUGGCAUAACUCAUAUAAUUUGCAUACGGCAAAAUAUUGAAGCAAACUUUAUUAAACCAAACUUUCAACAAUUAUUUAGGUAUCUAGUCUUGGAUAUUGCUGAUAAUCCAGUUGAAAACAUAAUACGUUUUUUCCCUAUGACUAAAGAGUUUAUUGAUGGAAGCUUACAAAAUGGAGGAAAAGUUCUCGUCCAUGGGAAUGCAGGUAUCUCUAGAAGUGCCGCCUUUGUUAUUGCAUACAUCAUGGAGACAUUUGGGAUGAAGUACAGAGAUGCAUUUGCUUAUGUCCAAGAAAGGAGAUUUUGUAUUAAUCCUAAUGCUGGAUUUGUCCACCAACUUCAGGAAUAUGAAGCCAUCUACUUAGCAAAAUUAACAAUACAGAUGAUGUCACCACUCCAGAUAGAAAGGUCUUUAUCUGUUCAUUCUGGUACUACAGGUAGUGUGAAGAGAACAUAUGAAGAUGAUGACGACUUUGGGAACAUGCAAGUGGCAACCGCACAGAAUGGCUGACCUGUGAGGACUGUUAUUGCACAGGAUCGCUGGACUAUGAGGACUGUUACAUGGGUGUGAGCUUCCAUCUAGAAAGGAGAGGAUCCUAGUGAUGAUAAUGUGAAAUGGUAAACACACAAAUACUUUCUUUUCAACUAUACGUUGCUUCCAGACAUGUUUCUCUGCAACUUGUUGAGCAACAAGUUAAGAUGUGGGACUUCUGCAGUAGAUGGCGCUGAUGGACGAUGGGUUUACUUUAAAAAAAAAAAACUAUGGUUUUAUUAUAAACCAAGAAUUUUGGACUUGCAAAGAGGUAUUAUUGCAAUAAUGCACUUUUCAUACUUGAAAUUUAUUUGUAUGAUAUAAAGUUAUUACUUUAAACAAAAUACAAGUUAGGGGGAUUUGUUUAUAGGUUUUGGAUAAUUUAUAACAAAUUUCCUAAUGUUUCCUAAAAAUUCAUUUUGUGUUAUAUAUUACAUUUAAAGUAAUUUUACAGUUCAAUUUUAUGACGGAGCCUCUUACAGAAACAUUAACAAAAUGUAGAACUUGUCCACAUUUUUUAGUAUAAUUCAGUAACUUGAUUACCAUUUUUUUAAACUUCUUGGUCCCGUAUCUUUAAAUCAUGACUUUAGCAACUAGCCUACUUUACUAAUUUAAUACAGUUAAUACUUCCUUUCCAGUUGUCUCCCUUAUUCUAAAUGAGAAAAGUUGUAAUGAUCAAAGAGGUCUUACUUUCUAGAACCAGAUACUCAAAAAUAAGGAUAGUGUUAUGUUUUCCACAUGACUUUUUCCACUUGCUGUUUAAGCCAAAUGUAGACUCGGUCUUUUCAGAGUUGCCUAGCUCUAACUCUUGUCCAAAAUGGUUCAAAGUAGACCAAACCAAUGUAGCACUGUUUCUUCAAUAUGAAACCCCCAAAGAAAAGUGCCUUGCAUCAGCAAACAAGUAAAUCCUCAUGACUUCUAAAUUAGUAUAUAAAGCAGUGAAAAGCUAUUAACGUUUUUCUGUAAUUUCUUGUUUUUGAACCAUAAAUUAAAUCUGUGAUGCUUGACGAAGGUGAAUUAUUUGGAAGGAGACAUUUACUUCUACUUUACGUUGUAUUACUUCUGCAAGGUGCAGCUGACAGCUUUGCUUUGAAGAUGUAUCCCUUGGGGAAAGCAAUUUGUGGGUAGCUUCAGUGUAUUGUAAAUUACUGUUUUAACUUGUUCCUAAAGUAACUCAAAUUUACACCAUGAUUUGCAUUAGCAACGUCAUUUUAUGGCUCUUUAGUUUUCCAUGUUUUUAUCUAUAUGUAUAAAAAUUGUUCUACAAAAAAAUUUAUUAUUGUGUGAUGUGCAGACGAAGUGUUUUUAACUUUUUGUAUAUGAUGACUUUAGGGUAGCACAAACAUGGCUUCUUUAUAGCUCACAUUUCUCAGUCCUUUUUUGAGAUGCUUUACUGUUGAGAAUGAUACCCACACACUUCCAGGAUACCCUGAGGCACUGUGCACGGUUAACAGGUUACACUUAAGUUACUUGCUUUGCUCACACCUUAUGACAUUAACAGUAUAGAAAGGCUCUUUGUCCUUCACAGCGGGAGCCUGAAUAUAGACCAGAGUUACUGUUCCCUUGACCUCUGUCCUCUUCUGGUUUCCCAUCCCGUCCCCUGUCUUUUCAGCCUAAUGAACAGCAUUGUUUUUAAUUCUCUUGUGUCACAGGCAUGGUGGUCUAAUAGAGCCAAGAUCACAUUGGGUAUUAAAAAGUUUCUGUAUACACAUCACCACCCGACAGGUCAACAAAGAUCUCCCUUGGAGUCAACCCAUAAUCUAUGAACAGAAAUUGUGCUUAUUAAAGCAAUCUCCAUUUUAAAAAAAUGUUUUUUCAAGAUGAGACAUUUGAAGUAACUUUUUAAAGUAAGUUUUAUAAAAAUAUGUGUUCCUCUUUAAAUAGGAGUCUGUUCAAAAUUAGAAGUUAUUGACAGUCAUUUGUAGCUUGUAAUUUUCCAUUUUUCUAACCACUGUCAUUUUUUCUUCUCACAUAAAGUGCCUAUCCAGCACGAUAUACUGGAGACAGUCUCGGACACUAGGGACUGCCAUCAUGUUGAGCACAGUUGAUAUGGACAGAUGAGGUCCUUUCAUAAGAAGCCUCCAAGUUUCUUUCCUUCCUCUGCAUUUACUAAAUAGCUUUAGGUUCCAUUUCCAGUGGUGUUUUGUAAUACUAUGAUAAACUAAUCCAAUCAUGAUUUAUUCAUUCUCUAGACAACUUGAAUAAUGUAUGAAUGUUCACCCAGAUUCAACAUUAAAUAUGUAAGCUGGGCUCAUAAUUAAAACAAAAUUUUAUCAAAAUAUAAGGAACUUCAUUACUCCCCGUUUUAACAGAUCCUGGAAACAAGUGGGGAGUCAGUCUUCUCCUCAUUUAACUGAUUCAUGUUAGUUUCUCGUCUACUAGAUGUCCCAGCUCUGUGGUAGGAAUGGUCAAGUGCACUGACUUUGCUACCAACUUUCAACCGCUUGUAGAGCAGAAUAUUCAUUUGAAGGGUGUGGGGUUAUCUAGAAGUAAUGUCAUAAAAUGCUAAGCAUGUCCUCUGUAAUAAAACAUAAGGUUCUUAAUAGUUUAAUUACUAUGAAUUCAGACUACUUAGAAGUAUUUAAGUGCAAUCUUGAAUUAUGAAGUUGAGAUGUAUAUAUUAGGAUGUCAACUUGAUGUAAAGUAAAUGAGCAGUUACCUGAUGGAUCUUUUUUAAUAACUGGUUUAAUCCACAACCCUAAAGCGUAGCUUCACUCAGUAUUUAUAGUAUCUUUGUCCAUUCAACAACACUCCAAUAAGGAAAUAGUAGGAAAUAGCUGAGAAUUACUGGAGGAUUUUAUUUAUUUUUAUUAGGAAAAUAAGUUUCUAGAGUCUUGAGUGCUGGAUAAUUCUUUUGUCUUUCCCAUUCAUGGCAGCUAAAAAAAAAAAAAAAUCACUCAAAAUAUUCAGGUUUACAUGUUAUGCUCUUAUAAGGAGCUAUCAUACCUCACAAUUCAAAGUGUUUUCUCAAUCAGUAACAUGAUACUGACAUGUAAUUGCAAUUUACUAUGCAGCAAUGAUUCAAGAGAAAUAACAUGCGUGUCUAUUUACCUCUGUAUAGGCAAUGCUUACAUUACUCUACUUUCAACAUUUGUACUCUGAUAAAUGCUUAUGUAUGUAUAGGAAUGUCACAGUGAAGAUGCUGCUAGCCCGGGCACAGAGUAUUAAAGUUAUUUUGUGCAGACUGGUGGUUGUAUUAAAACUGUGUGCCAUUCUACUUCA
Messenger RNA from Rattus rattus (black rat), 4191 nucleotides. It is a transcript of the gene Styx, whose product is annotated as serine/threonine/tyrosine interacting protein. The transcript is spliced from 11 exons. Gene Ontology annotation, molecular function: F-box domain binding; protein tyrosine/serine/threonine phosphatase activity. Lineage: Eukaryota; Metazoa; Chordata; Mammalia; Rodentia; Muridae. Gene Ontology annotation, biological process: negative regulation of SCF-dependent proteasomal ubiquitin-dependent catabolic process; regulation of ERK1 and ERK2 cascade; protein dephosphorylation. Gene Ontology annotation, cellular component: cytoplasm; nucleoplasm. The record is from RefSeq and is a predicted model, not a curated record. Bases 277 to 948 code for a protein of 223 amino acids.